Micropterus dolomieu (smallmouth bass) is the source of this 3236-nucleotide messenger RNA. RefSeq names its product v-Ki-ras2 Kirsten rat sarcoma viral oncogene homolog (gene kras). Bases 275 to 841 code for a protein of 188 amino acids. The record is from RefSeq and is a predicted model, not a curated record. Gene Ontology annotation, cellular component: plasma membrane. Gene Ontology annotation, biological process: Ras protein signal transduction. The transcript is spliced from 5 exons. Gene Ontology annotation, molecular function: GTPase activity; GTP binding; GDP binding. Lineage: Eukaryota; Metazoa; Chordata; Actinopteri; Centrarchiformes; Centrarchidae.
CGCCCCGGUAUCCGCCCAUAUUCGCUUUAAGGAGGCCAACCUGAGCACUAGGCCGGACGCUGGAUCAAAUGGAAAGUUCAAUCGAUUACAUUUGACCACUUUUUUUUUUGCAUGUUCCCGCUUGCUUCUGAAACGAGGUACACUGACUUAAAUGCGGGCGUUUCGGUGUGAAAUAGGAAAUGCAGAGAUCGUGUGAAACGAGAGGAUUAAUAUCAGCUUGACUUUAUUUGGUCGCUACUUCGGAGGCGGAACUCUACUCGCUAAAAGGUGAAUCAUGACAGAAUAUAAGCUGGUAGUGGUGGGAGCUGGUGGCGUUGGCAAGAGCGCACUUACUAUUCAGCUCAUCCAGAAUCACUUUGUGGAUGAAUAUGACCCCACCAUUGAGGACUCCUACAGAAAGCAGGUAGUGAUCGACGGAGAGACAUGUCUGCUUGACAUCCUGGACACUGCAGGUCAGGAGGAGUACAGCGCCAUGAGGGAUCAGUACAUGAGGACAGGGGAGGGCUUCCUCUGUGUCUUUGCCAUCAACAACACCAAGUCCUUCGAGGACAUUCACCACUAUAGAGAACAGAUUAAGCGGGUGAAGGACUCCGAGGACGUACCGAUGGUGUUGGUGGGGAACAAGUGUGACCUCCCGUCCCGGACAGUGGACACCAAGCAGGCUCAGGACUUAGCGCGCAGCUACGGCAUUCCCUUUAUUGAGACCUCAGCCAAAACCAGACAGGGCGUUGAUGAUGCCUUUUACACAUUAGUGCGAGAAAUCCGAAAGCAUAAGGAGAAGAUGAGCAAGGAGGGAAAAAAGAAGAAAAAGAAGUCCAAGACAAAGUGUACACUUAUGUGAAAAAUCACCCGUUUUAAAGACAGAACACAAAAAAAAGAACUAUGUUGAACAGUUAAAGUAAUACAUUUUGUACAUUACACUAAAUUAUUAGCCUCCUUCUCAAUACCCACCUUACUGAAUACUAAACCUGACCCUGAUUUUUCUGCCUUUCUGUUAUUUCCUACCUGGACACCAAUAAGCUUUUUCAGUUUAGUGCCAGUUGCCCACAUGUGUUGGUCCAACAGCCUGUCUGAUUUUAUAGGAUGAUGUUGAUUUGGAUACUUUUAUAUAACUGCAGAGCUGUGAGCUAAUUGCAUCACAACUCAUGUUUGACAAAUUAUUCAUUAACAAGUUUUUGGUUCCCCCCCCCCCCCUUUUUUUUUGCUUAAAAGGUCAUGACCUGCAAAUGUUCUUAAUGCCCUUAUGGGAUGCCAAAGAAUUAAUUUUCCUCCCAAUUCUCGUAGACAAAACCGUUUUGAAGAAAGGACCAACAUUCAGCCAGAUGAGAUCCAAAUGUCCCAGCCACUGUGUAAUGUCCCCAUCUCUAAUAUGACUUAUGUCACUGAUAAGUAUGCAUGCAAACUCCUACUCUUCUCCAAAUGUUUUAACACCCUAACUAGCCCUAAUUAAUUAAUUUGCAAUAUGUCAAUGCUUUGUAAUGUGUGGGGAGUGAUUUUAUUGCCUACAUGAGAUGUUUGGUUUUCUUUUUAGUUCCCCCUUCUUUUCCCCCUUUUUUUUUUUUUUUUUUUUUUUUUUUUUUUUUGCAUGCAUGCAUUGUGUCCUAGAUGACAUAAGUAUUGCAAAAUGCCUCAGAUUGAUUUAGCAGAGCCAGCAAUGAAGAACUCUGAUCCAAGUGGGCAUCAUACAGUCUAGUUUUUCAGGUUUAUAUAAAGUAAUCAGUGUGAGAAAGAAAUCACCCAUUUUGGCUUGAUUAAUGACAGAUUCAAAGAUCUGGAUUUGUACCCGUUUUGUGAUUACUAAAUGGGACUAGCAGCCAGGUUUUGUGUUGGCCAGAGUCAUUUUAUGUUGCAGGGACUCAUGCCUCAUCACACUCUUGUCGAUAAGCUUGUUUGACCUUACUGGUCGCAUGUUUCCUGCUUUUCUUUACUGUAAGCCUUGACUGCAGGAUUGUGUGGGUGUUAUUUUUUUUUUUUUAAAUGCAUCCCCACAAUAGUCCAUUCAUUGCAACUUGUUACAAAACAAUUAAAGUUCCCCAGUUGUUCAUAUUUAAACAGUACGAGGACCCUUUUUAUCAGCUCAUUAUUCAAUGUUUUUUUAGUUUGGAGUUUAAAUUUGAGGAUUAAUGAUUCUCUUGUAACCGGCCAUAGGUGUCAUGCCUUGCACAUUUUUCCUAAGCUGUUGGCUAAAAAGCAGAAUGCAUCUUUAAAGCAGCUUUCAGGAAUAUUUCUCUUGGUGCAGUGUCACAGAGGUUGUUCAAAAUGUUGUCCAAAUGGAUUUUCAGAUUCUUCCAUUAGCUUUUGAGUUUUUGGAUUAAUUUCCUAAAGUGUUGAAAAUGUUUGGUGGGCUUGCCUUUCAACAGAAAUGAUUGUCCAGCAAAAUAAUUUGUAAUUUUCUGUCACAAAGCUUGUGUGUCGUGGUGAUGUAACUGGAACUGAUCUCUGUAAAUGAGGCAAUAAUUGCCAUAAAAUUGGUUUUUAGAGAAAAUUGUCUGAAUUUACAAAAGUCCUAUUUCUUUCCCAGGUCAACCCUUAUUUCACCUUUUCCAUCAUAUUUACAAGAUGUUCGCCUGGGGAUCUUUAUUUGCCUUUUAUGUUUGCAUUAGGUGCUACAUUUAGACGGCAGAAAGAGCCAAGACAACAUUUACUUUGUCCUGUGUGUGUGUGUGUGCUUAACAAAUACACAAAAUGCUGUUCUAGGGGAGCAAUGUUAUUGACACAGAAAAUCCAGACAUUUUGCUUUCAGGAUUAAUGAAUUUUGACCCAGUUUAUUAUGACCUCUUUUUCAUGAAGUAGAUAAUAACUUAAUGCAAUUUUAAUUAUGGAACCCUCUUGUUAACAAUACUGUUUCAAAAGUAGUUUUACUGAAGUGUUUAAAAUGUUCCUCUUCCUUUUAUUGCGUGCCAACAGCUGAUUUCUGAAAUGUAUCAUUUAUACCUGGAUCAUAUUUUAACAACCUUUGUAUAGUUGUGAUACUGAAAGGUGCAUAUUUUGUAAAUUGUGCUUCAUUUGUUGGUGUGUCUAAAUGAAUGUUGCUUUAAUGGAGUUUCACUCCGUUCUGUGUAUGUGACUAGAGAGUGUGACUGGGUCCAGGUCUAGGGAACUGAAUGAAUGACCACUUUACAACACACCUGUUGUGGGCAGUGUAGAGUGGUGAUCUGAUCUCAAAUGAGUCUAUUUUUUGCCAUGAAUCUCACCACUCCUAUUUAAUGUGUAAUAAAGAACAAAGUAAAGAGGAA